This is a messenger RNA of Hyaloscypha bicolor E, 1569 nucleotides long. RefSeq lists its product as uncharacterized. Gene Ontology annotation, biological process: proteolysis. The record is from RefSeq and is a predicted model, not a curated record. The transcript is spliced from 7 exons. Gene Ontology annotation, molecular function: serine-type exopeptidase activity; dipeptidyl-peptidase activity. Lineage: Eukaryota; Fungi; Ascomycota; Leotiomycetes; Helotiales; Hyaloscyphaceae. Bases 1 to 1569 code for a protein of 522 amino acids.
AUGAAGACGUCACUUUUCUCCACCGUGGCUCUCCUGGCGGCAGCUGCUUCAGCUGUUAGACUUGGGAGACCAGUCCCGCCUGCUCUGGAAUUUUCAGCGGCGGAUGCAGCAGCGGCAACGAUCGGAAACGGCAUCUUUCAGCAGCUCCUAGACCACACCGAUCCUUCCAAAGGAACGUUCUCCCAAACUUACUGGUGGAGUUCUCAAUUCUGGAAUGGACCAGGUUCCCCCGUUGUGAUAUUUACUCCAGGUGAACUUGCUGCAGCAAAAUUUACCGGAUACUUGACAAAUCGAACCAUUGCCGGCGCUUAUGCUCAAGCUAUUGGUGGUGCAGUUGUGAUUGUAGAGCACCGAUACUGGGGCAACUCAAGCCCAUAUGCAUACUUGGAUACCGAGGCUCUGCAAUUAUUGACAUUAGAUCAAUCAAUUUCUGAUUUUAUCUACUUUUCAAAAACUAUCAACAUGCCUUUUGACACCAACCAUAGUAGUAACUCUGGAGGUUCGUACUCAGGCGCGCUCGCAGCUUGGAUCGAGUCCACUCAACCGGGGACGUUCUGGGCCUAUCAUUCCUCCAGCGCACCCGUCGAAGCUAUCGACGACUACUGGCAAUACUUCUAUCCAGUUCAGCAAGGCAUGCCUAAGAACUGCAGCGCCGAUGUUACCCUCGUCAUUGAUCACAUCGAUCAAGUGUUGACGAAAGGUACGGCCGAUGAGAUCCACGCCCUCAAGGACAUGUUCGGACUCGCAGCACUUGAGCAUAAUGAUGAUUUCGCUGCUGUUCACCCCAUUGGCCCAUAUCAAUGGCAAAACAGCGACUUCUACACAGGCUACAGCAAGUUCUUCCAGUUCUGUGACGCUGUCGAGAAUGCGGUCCCUGGAUCUGGCACUGUAACACCCGCAAGUGGCGUUGGUCUUGAGAAGGCCCUGGCUGGUUAUGCGAAUUGGAUCAAAACUAGAAUUCUCCCAGGCUACUGCACAGAAUACGGCUAUUUGGAUCCCACUGAUCUUAGCUGCCUGGACACAUACAACACCUCCAACACCCUCUACACAGACUACAGCGUCGGUAAUCCCUGGGAUAGACAGUGGAAUUGGUUCCUUUGCAACGAGCCAUUUGCUUACUGGCAAGAGUACGUCCCCUUCAUUCCAGGAUUGGUGCACCAAGAGACUCCAACCAUUGUCUCACGCCUCGUCACGCGAAACUACUGGCAACGAACCUGCGGUCUCAUGUUCCCAGAAGUAAGUGGCUAUACCUACGGUAGUGUGAAUCCAAAUAUCAACGUUCACUCCACCAAUAAACAUACGAAGGGAUGGAGACUCGAUAAUACUACACGUCUGAUCUGGACUAACGGCGAGUUUGACCCCUGGCGCACCUCCGGCAUGUCUUCACAGUUCCGACCCGGUGGACAACUGGCUUCAACUCCAGAUCACCCGCUCCAGAUCAUCCCAGGCGGCUUCCACUGUUCGGAUCUGAUUUUGAAGAAUGGGGCAUUAAAUGCGGGUGUGCAGAGUGUUAUUGAUAACGAAGUUGAGCAGAUUAAGACUUGGGUUGCAGAAUAUUACACAAAGUAA